AUGGAGCUGGUAUUCUUCAUUAUGCUCUGCAUUAUAGUCCUGUCUUUCUCUGCUUUGCUAACACCCUGCACUUCUUUACAUAUUCAACUGCAACCAUCGAAUAAACAAGCCAACGACGAACUCCAAGUCUCUCUCCCUACAUUGCCAAGGAAGCUUAGAUUCACUGAAAAAGUAACUAUUGCCGGACAAGAAGGUAAAGAUUAUGCACCUCCCAACAAGCAGAAGGAAAAUGUCUCAGCCUCAGGUGGUAAUGAUAUUAAACCAAACUUCCCGAAAGAAAAAGAAAGUGUGCGAAGAAGCAGCGGAACAUGGCAGGAAUGGAUGGAAGGGGAAAACACAUCAGAGUUCUUCACAAUGGAUUAUUCCAAAGUAAGAAGACGACGUCCCAUACAUAACAAGUCCCGCCCAGAAGUUUCUCCAUAA
Molecule: messenger RNA, 423 nt
Organism: Prunus avium (sweet cherry)
Lineage: Eukaryota; Viridiplantae; Streptophyta; Magnoliopsida; Rosales; Rosaceae
Source: RefSeq, a predicted model, not a curated record